AUGCUCCCGAAAACAUUCAUUCGACAUAUUUCCCAAUUUGCCGGUGUCCGCGAUGCAGCAAAAUAUGUUCCAAGAAGAGCUCUCCUCUACGUUCCAGCUAGUAAUCAAAAAAUGUUGGACAAAAUUCCAACGAUGCAGGCUGAUUCAGUAGUUAUUGAACUGGAAGAUGGUGUAGCUCUGACAGCAAAAGCUGAGGCUAGAGCGCAGGCAGCAGUUGCAUUGGAUAAAAUUCCCUACCAUUCCUUGGCUUGUCAGGAACUCGGUCUGCGUGUCAAUUCUGUUAGCAGCGGACUUUUGGAGGAUGAUAUCAAGGCAAUAAGUAAAGCUGAGAAAUUGCCACAUGCUUUCAUGGUUCCAAAAGUUGAUAGUCCAGAAGAUCUGGUCACCAUCUACAAUAUCUUCAGAGAGCAUUACGGAGAUGAAAGAAUCACAAAUACCAACACUCGACUUGUGAUCUGGAUCGAAUCAGCUCGUGCUCUGUUGGAUAUGCCACGAAUUCUUUCAUCAACGUUGAACCUCCACAAACAAGCAGGAUUCUUUAAGUUGGAUGCUGUAGUUUUCGGAUCCGACGACUUCUGUGCGGAUAUUGGAUCCACCAGAAGCUCACACGGAACAGAAACACUAUUUGCUCGCCAAAAGUUCGUAACUUGCUGCAAAGCGUUCCAACUGCAAGCGAUCGACAGUGUCUACAUAGACAUCAAAGAUUUGGAUGGCCUAAAACGUCAAUCUGCAGAAGGAAGACAGUGGGGAUUCACAGGGAAACAAGUAAUCCAUCCGAGCCAAGUUUCUGUCGUCCAGGAACAAUUUCUGCCACCGAAAGAGAGAAUCGAAUGGGCACAAGAGUUAGUGCAUGCCUACAGUGAGCACGAAUCGUUAGGAAAAGGAGCAUUCCAGUUCAGAGGACAGAUGAUUGACAGACCACUUCUUCUGCAAGCGCUCAAUAUUAUUCAACUCGUGGAAAGAGUUCAGAACUGA
Messenger RNA from Caenorhabditis briggsae, 975 nucleotides. The coding region runs from base 1 to 975 and encodes 324 amino acids. NCBI's taxonomy places the organism in Eukaryota, Metazoa, Nematoda, Chromadorea, Rhabditida, Rhabditidae. Gene Ontology annotation, biological process: regulation of cobalamin catabolic process. The record is from RefSeq and is a predicted model, not a curated record. Gene Ontology annotation, molecular function: (S)-citramalyl-CoA lyase activity. The transcript is spliced from 3 exons.